Monodelphis domestica (gray short-tailed opossum) is the source of this 1779-nucleotide messenger RNA. It is a transcript of the gene GCM1, whose product is annotated as GCM transcription factor 1. Lineage: Eukaryota; Metazoa; Chordata; Mammalia; Didelphimorphia; Didelphidae. Gene Ontology annotation, molecular function: RNA polymerase II cis-regulatory region sequence-specific DNA binding; DNA-binding transcription activator activity, RNA polymerase II-specific. Gene Ontology annotation, cellular component: nucleus. Gene Ontology annotation, biological process: gliogenesis; regulation of transcription by RNA polymerase II; cell differentiation involved in embryonic placenta development. The record is from RefSeq and is a predicted model, not a curated record.
ACAUUCUUGGAGUUCUUAUCAGGAUGUGAAAACAACCGACUGGUUUCAGGAAUGGCCAGAUUCCUACGUGAAGCACAUCUACAGUUCAGAGGACAGGAACGCUCAGAGGCACCUGAGCAGCUGGGCCAUGCGCAACACCAACAAUCACAACUCCCGCAUCUUGAAGAAGUCCUGCCUGGGAGUGGUUGUUUGCAGCCAGGACUGCUCUGCCGAGGAGGGAAGGAAGAUCUAUCUGAGGCCAGCCAUCUGUGACAAAGCCCGGCAGAAGCAGCAGAGAAAACGAUGUCCUAACUGUAAUGGGCCUUUGAAGCUCAUUCCCUGCCGUGGCCACGGGGGCUUCCCUGUCACUAACUUCUGGAGGCAUGAUGGACGGUUCAUCUUUUUUCAGUCAAAAGGGGCACACGACCAUCCAAGGCCGGAAACAAAACUAGAGGCAGAAGCAAGACGGUCGAUGCAGAAAUCUCAUAUGGCAUGUUCCUCCUCAUUGACUGCCUCUCCAAAGCUGAAGAAGAGCUCAGGGACAAAGUCCCUACCAGGUGAAACCCAAAGUCAAGAAAGUUUACCUUUAACUUGGUCUUACCAGGAAGGCUUCCAGUUGCCCAGUAGUCUCAAUGGGCAUUUCAUCGAUAACAUGCCCCAGAAGAAGCCAUUGAAUAACUGCCUUUCCCUUACCAAGAGCUACUGCUUUGGAAGAGCCUCCCAACUUGGGGAGCCCUUGGUGGAUUCGGGGCCCACGAAAUUCUUUGAGAAAUGCAAAUUGACCACUAGUCGGAUUUGCAACAGCGGAGAAUUGCUUCAGCCCUCUCUGCCAGGAGUCUACUCAGAUUAUGGAGAUCUUCAGAGCUGGAACAAGAAUGCGGGCUUGGGGGCGCCACCCCAUCAUGAUGGCUACUGUCCUGGCUAUCCCUUCCCUUUGACCAGUUGGCCUUGUGACCUCUCCCCUACGUUGAGCUGCAUGGAAGCAGGCAACCAGCAACUGCCCAGUGAGACACCAGUUGUCAAAGCUGGCUACCACCCAUUCAGGUCCAACGCGGCGCUGCCUGGGAGUGAACUGUACGAAGAGAAGCUGCAUGUGGAUUUUAAUGGCUACUUCCCCACAGCGAGGUACCACUUCCCUCAAGAAGACCCUUUUCUCCUUAGCUAUACCCCUCCUCACCAGUACUCACUUCCAACCAAGGGGAGCAAAUGGGACUUUGAUGAUGAAGUGAAAUGUAUGACUUUGGACCAUGGCAACAGUGACACAUUUCUAAAUAUCUAUCCCUUAAGAUGAUGCCAGAGACUCACCCCACUUGUCUCCUCCCUCCCCCAAAACCUCUCACCAAAACACAACCCAACAGAAAUUUGCUUUGGGAAACUUGGAGAUGGAUGUUUGAGAUGGGAGUGGAACUAACCCCAGAUAAGCUGAGCUAGGAGAGGGAGCUCUAGGCAGUUCUCACUUCUCUCCAUUAAUCUUUUAGGCACAUCCCUUAUCCCUACUGAAUCUACUGGUUUGACCCAAACCCAGUGUCAGGAAUUAAAUGGCCUCUGGAUUUUUUACACAUUAAGACUUGUAACUUCCAACCCCUGAGCUCUAAAUAUCUGGUUCUUUCCCUUUGUCCUCGACAGCUCCAAUACUUCAGGCCCAACACCAUUAUUCAGCAUUUCUAGCAAUGGCUCCUUGAAAGGGAAAUGGGAAGAGAUUGAAGGAACAAAUGGGGGAGGGAAUAGAAAUUAUAUUAUUCAAAGCUUUUAAAAUAGUAUCUUAUCCUACAUUUAGAUAAUAAAAUAUUGUUGUUUGAA